AAGAUAUAACGCACCGCCCAACGCCUAGACUUCAGUUAGCAAAGGCGAUCCAAGCACUAAGCACGAUGACUUCCGAGGAAUCAACCGGUGACUCCAAGCUCCCCAAAAUCGCCGAACAGGCGGAGCAUUCCGAGACCGAUCUCAGCCAGAAAUCAGAGCCACCAACGCCCACGCCUGCCGAUUUCGAGUCGGCCAUCGAUUCCGCCGGUUUCGGGAUGUUCAACAUACUGUUGCUAAUAUCCGCCGUACCUGCCGCGAUGGGAACCGUGUACGAGACCUCGACAAUGUCCUUCAUCCUGCCCAGUGCCGAGUGCGACCUACAGCUAAGCCUGUUGGACAAGGGAGUACUGAAUGCGAUCACAUAUGCCGGCAUGAUCAGUUCGGCGGUGAUGUGGGGCUACUUUGCGGACACAAAGGGCAGAAAAAAUCUACUAAUUCUCGGAUACGUCGCCGAUACUUUGUGCGUCCUGGGAGGAGCUCUCAGCCAGUCGGUGCUACAGUUGAUGAUCUUCAAAUAUCUGGGAGGUUUCUGCAUGAGUGGACCGUUUGCCGUUUUGAUGACGUAUCUGACGGAACUCCAUGGUAGACAGCAUCGCCAGCGAAUAAUGAUGAUCGUGGGCAUUAUGUUCUCGAUAGCCACUCUAACCCUACCGGGUCUGGCCAUGCUGAUUUUGCCCCAGGAAUGGGAUAUUCAAAUUUGGAACUUAUCGCUUACAUCGUGGCAGGUGUUUGUUGCCAUCACUGCCUUGCCCAGCUUCCUGAGCUCCAUACUCUUCUUUUUCUUUCCCGAGAGCCCCAAGUUUUUGAUGUCCAAGGGACGUAAUGACGAGGCCAUGGCUGCCUUUCAGUUUAUCUAUCAUUUAAAUACCCGCAAACCCAAGGACUCUUUUCCAAUCAAACUGUUGGCCAAUGAAGUGAUAGUUCCGGUUAAAAAACACAAAGAAAACAAACAAGCUGUUGUUGAAAUUAAAAACAAUGAAGUCAAGGAUCAGGAUCCUGAGCAGGCUUCCAAGCCAGCAAAGAAAUCCUCAGGAUUCUCUCAGCUACGUCCCUUGUUCCGUAAACCCUAUUUGGGCCUGUCACUUUGGGUCUACCUUCUCAACUUUUGUGUCCUCUUAGGUCAGAAUACUAUGCGCCUGUGGCUGCCACAACUUUUCGCUUCCAUAAAUGAGUACCAGAACAUAAUGGGGGAUCAGACCGAAUCAACAACUAUUUGCAAUAUUUUGGAGUACAGCGUCAAUCGCACUCAACAACAACUAGCUGCCGCAGCUCUCAAUAACCCCGAUGUGGUGUGCAAAGUUAAUAUAACACCCUCGACCUAUACCAAUAAUUUGAUUGUUGCCGCUGCCGGCUUAGUGGCCUAUAUGGUGGCUGGAUUUUUGGUCAAUCUCGUUGGCGUUAAGCGGAUAAUGACCUUGGGCCUUUUCUGUGCUGGAUGUUUGUCGAUUGGCAUGUAUUGGUCCAAUUCGGCAGUUGUCACGGUCGCCAUAGCCUCGCUAUUUGUGACCAUGGGCAGUAUAUCGGCCACAUCGGUGAUCAGUGCCUCAGUUAAUCUAUUUCCCACUUCCUUAAGAACCAUGAUUGUAUCACUGGAAAUGAUGUUUGGUCGUUUGGGUUCUCUGCUGGGCAAUAUAUUCUUCCCAGCUCUAAUGGGCCUGGGCUGUGUUCCACCCUUCUUUAUGAUUAGUUUGUUUAUGUUUUCUGGCUGUAUAAUGGCCGCCUUCUUGCCGCUGAAAAACAAAGCCGUUCUGAAGUAAACCGACUGCAAUCCCAAAACUUCUGUAUAUAUAUAUCUACUAUUUAAAUUAUUUUUUGUAGUUUGUAGUUUUAGUUCUUUUUUUUUUUCUUUUAAAUAUUGGCAAGCAUGGAAACCGACCAUUGAGUUUCAGGUUCUAUCUUCAGUUUUACUUUAUUUCUUUUAUUUUUUUUUGCUUUGCUUUAAUUAAAAUUUAAUUUAUUUUAGAUUGAAAGUCUUCUAGGAUUAAGCAAUUUGUAUGCAAUUUCAUUUCGACUGUCAAUUACACGAAUCCCUGACCAUCACUUACCAUAAA
Messenger RNA from Drosophila bipectinata, 2051 nucleotides. RefSeq names its product synaptic vesicle glycoprotein 2B. Gene Ontology annotation, biological process: transmembrane transport. Gene Ontology annotation, cellular component: membrane. Lineage: Eukaryota; Metazoa; Arthropoda; Insecta; Diptera; Drosophilidae. The record is from RefSeq and is a predicted model, not a curated record. Gene Ontology annotation, molecular function: transmembrane transporter activity.